Molecule: messenger RNA, 211 nt
Organism: Serpula lacrymans var. lacrymans S7.9
Lineage: Eukaryota; Fungi; Basidiomycota; Agaricomycetes; Boletales; Serpulaceae
Exons: 1
Source: RefSeq, a predicted model, not a curated record
CCCGGACCUCAUUUUUCCAAUGUCUCCCGAGUCUCCCUCCAGAGAAUCACCUCUUACUUAUCAACAUCUUACUCCCAACACACUUCAUAAUUCCCAUGACGAACUUCCUACCCAGUGGUACUCGAUUCGCUCUGAUUCUCGUUCCUCCUAUGAGCCAUUCAUGUACCAAUUCCCAACUCUUCCACAAAAUAAUACUGCUGUUGGCAGAGAC